UGUUAUCUUAUCAAACGGAACGGACGAACAUUUUUAGAGCACUACGUUGCCUUAGUUGGCUGCUGUUAUUGGUGGUGCCAUGUAAAUUUAGUUAACCAAAGUAACACCGUAACUAUCUCCCUUUCCAAUUUCGGCCGUCCCGUGUCCUACGUGGAACAUUUUGACCUUUAUCUUAAAUUGAAAAUUCCGCAAAAAUGUCAAAAGUAUACAAGAUGAUUGUCGGCGUUGCGGACAGAUUUGUCCCUGGUGCCAUGCGUCCAAUGUGGGAACAUCCAGCUGGACCAAAAACAAUAUUCUUCUGGGCGCCUGCAUGCAAAUGGGGUUUGGUGAUAGCUGGGUUGGGUGACUUGACACGGCCAGUCGAGAACUUGUCUAUCCGCCAGUCCGCGUCCCUAGCGGCCACGGGCUUGGUCUGGUCACGAUACUCUUUAGUUAUAAUACCUAAAAACUACAGUCUUUUUGCUGUAAAUGUGUUUGUAGCGUUAACGAGUUCGUACCAAUUAAUCAGAGCUUACAAGCACCACUCAGAAUUGGAAGCACAAAAAGGAGCACAGAAAGAAGAACAGUGAUUAUUUAAUCUGUUUCCAUAUAUUUGUAGAAACAAAAUCACUUUAGGAAUUUGGUUUGGUCGAUAGUUACGGGAUGUUACUUUUAACCUGUAGCUUGAAUAGUAAUCCUAGUUUCUAAGUGAAUAAAUGAAUGCUUUUUAUUCUAUGAUAGUCUUCUAAAACAUUGACAAUUUUUUAUUGUUAAUAAUAGCAGUGCAAUUGCACUUAUAGAGAUGGGUAUUAAUGACUAUCAUAAAAUUAUUUAUUGAUUAUAUUUUAGUAGGGGGAUUGUAGAUUGUAGAAUAAGAUUAUUGAUUUUUAGAUUACGAUUAAAGAUAGUAAGCACAAUUUUAAUAUAAAUGUGGUUGUAUAAGAUUUUUGCAGUAAUGUUUAAGCAGUUACAGAAUGCAGUAGUAAAAAUCGUUACGUUCAAAAUGGUUGGCGACUUGUAACAGUUACAUUUAAAUAAUGUAACUUGAGAGAAGU
This is a messenger RNA of Spodoptera littoralis (African cotton leafworm), 1034 nucleotides long. Lineage: Eukaryota; Metazoa; Arthropoda; Insecta; Lepidoptera; Noctuidae. The record is from the annotation of a GenBank genome assembly.